Closterium sp. NIES-67 is the source of this 2007-nucleotide messenger RNA. Lineage: Eukaryota; Viridiplantae; Streptophyta; Zygnematophyceae; Desmidiales; Closteriaceae. The record is from the annotation of a GenBank genome assembly.
UCGCGGCUAGCUAAUCGUCUUGAGUUCCUAGGCUGAUUCGCGGUCAUUGUUCUCCGGCUGAUUCGCCGCUGCAAGCGCGUUGACAUCACGGCCGCUGAUUGCCUGAUUUGUACAUCACAGCCGUCGGUCGUUUCAAAUUUCAAAUCGCAGCCGUUGAUUCCCUGUUUUCCACGGCUCCGUACAAUCCGCUCGCGGUAGGAUCAUGAGCAUAUAGCACCUUCCCGGCGACGGGCCUUCACGCGUUCCGAUCACCCAGACAUAAGGAACCGAGUUUUGAGACGUCUCAAAGCGCGUUCCGAGCUCCGAGUCAUAAGGCAUCAACAGCCCUAGUGCCCCGGCUAGAACCCGACCCGACGGAAACCGUUAAGAAAUCUGAGUCGCCUUAAUAGUAAACGUCCGACGGAGCGGGCGCGAUGAGGAAGGAUCAGCAAUCCAAGGGUCUGACGGACCGCAAGAUCGGCCUCGCGAUUACUCUAGGCGCCGCGCUGGGUACUCUCCUGGCCGUGUGGCAGUUCAGCCAAGGGGCGUUAACACCAGAGGAGCGCGAGCUGCGGGGCGUAAGGGAGGAAGUGCUCUCCCUGCAGCGGCGCCUGCAUCAGCUCAAGUCAGAAAAAGCUGACCUCGACAAGAAACUCCUAGCCGCCUCCGGUGCUGGGGAUGAGGGCGCAGGAGGAGCAGCAGCAACAGCAGCUGACGCCGUACCAACAGCUGAGUCCCUCUGGUCCGGCGUGAGGAUUAAAGCCGGGCCUAGAGGGACCGUCCACAGCCAGUCUAAGAACCCCGAGAUUAUCCCCGACCCGACUGCCAACCCGCAGCUAGCAGCUCUUCUCGAGAAGGUCGCGAUCAACCGGGAGAUUAUUGUCGGGAUCUCGAACAUUAAUAUCCGGUCGAUGCUCGAGACGUGGUUCACCCAGAUCCAGCGCGCGGGGAUUAAGAACUACUUAGUGGUUGCGCUGGAUGACAUGACAAAGGAGCUCUGCGAGUCGCGCGGCGUGCCGGUGUACCAGCAGGAGGCGAAGAUCGCAGACACGCAGAAGGACGGCGGGGACAACCACGCAAUCUCCAGCUCCAAAUUCCACCUGCUGAGAGACUUCCUGGUGCUCGGGUACUCGGUGCUGCUCUCAGACAUCGAUAUUGGUUUCCUGCAGAAUCCGUUCGAAGGGAACCACCUGUACCGGGACUCGGACGUGGAGGGGAUGACGGACGGGUUCACGAAUGCCACUGCGUACGGCUAUGACGAUGUGUUGGACGAUCCGGCGCUGGGGUGGGGCCGGUACGCGCACUCCAUGCGUAUAUUCGUGUUCAACUCCGGGCUCUUCUACAUCCGCCCCACGGCUGCUUCUAUCGAGCUGCUAGACCGCGUGGCGAUGCGGCUCGCACGGGAAAAGGCGUGGGAUCAGGCGGUGUACAAUGAGGAGAUGUGGUUUCCCUCCCGGCCGGGAGUCGCAGGGCUGCAUAUCUCCCGGCGCGCCAUGGACUAUUUCAAGUUUAUGAACAGCAAGGUGCUGUUUAAGCAGGUGAGGAAGGAGCCUGGGCGGUUUGCGGGGUUCACGCCGGUGAGCGUGCAUGUGAACUACCACCCGGAGAAGGAGGCGAGGCUGGUGGCGCUGAUUGAUUACUAUGUGAAUGGGAACAAGGGCGCGCUGGAUCCCUUUCCGGAUGGGUCUAUCUCAUAGGUCUAUCUCUUAGGUUAAUGGAUGGAGGUUUGUUUGGAUAGGGUGGUUGAGAGAUUUGUUGCGCUUGCAGAAGCAGCCUGUGGACUGGUGGAGGGGAGUAGAAGGCUGAGACAAGGAGGCAUGGGAGCAGAGGAGAGUGCCUCUGGUUGAACAUGCAACUCGAAGAGAUGUUGCUCCAUUGAACGCGUAUCGUAUCCAGUAAUGCCCAACUGAUUGUUUCUUAGCUUGGAUGAUGUUAUGCGUUGUGAAUUCCUGCUCUGGAUAGAGUACAUUCGUGUGUGCUAUUCCCUCCCGUGUUCAUGCACGAGAUAUAUUUAGGCCGAGUGUAAUC